AAUUAAACAAACGCAAUCGAUCUGUAUAAAACGUGCCAGCUGCGCAGUUGCUUCUCAUAAACUUUUAAGACUUCAAUAUAUCAACACAUUUAUUCGUCACUAUUACGAAAAUCAAAAUGGCAUUUAAGUUCCUCGUUGGAUUCGCAUUCAUUGCUGUUGCCAGUGCUGGUUAUGUGCCUGCUCCACAAGUAUAUCAUGCAGCUCCAGCAGCCGUUGUCAAGACUGUUGCUCCAUUAGCUUAUGCUGCUCCAGCGGCUGUCGUCAAAACAGUAGCUCCAGUCGCAUAUGCUGCUCAACCAGUUUUGGCAAAAGCAACUGAAGAAUAUGACCCACAUCCACAAUACAAAUAUGGCUAUGAUGUUCAAGAUGCUCUUUCCGGUGACUCAAAGAGCCAAGUUGAGGAACGUGAUGGUGAUGUAGUUCGUGGUGAAUAUUCCUUAAUUGAUGCUGAUGGUUUCAAACGUACCGUUCAAUAUACCGCCGAUCCAAUCAAUGGUUUUAAUGCCGUAGUCAACCGUGAACCUCUCGUCAAGACUGUUGCAGCUGUCAAAACUAUUGCUCCCGUUGCAUAUGCUGCUCCUGUAGUCAAAACUGUUGCCCCAGUGGCUCACUAUGCUGCUCCAGCUUUAGUUAAAACCGUUGCUCCAGCUUACACCACCUACUCUGCACCUGCUACAUAUGUCGCCCAUCACUAAAUGCCAUUUUCGUUAAACAUAUGUGACUGAUUGUGAAUAAUGAUAUACAAAACUAAAUAUAAUAUAUACGUAGUCA
Molecule: messenger RNA, 771 nt
Organism: Teleopsis dalmanni
Lineage: Eukaryota; Metazoa; Arthropoda; Insecta; Diptera; Diopsidae
Product: larval cuticle protein A2B-like
Exons: 2
Coding region: 117-695 (192 amino acids)
Cellular component (GO): extracellular matrix
Source: RefSeq, a predicted model, not a curated record